UAUUACGUAAAUUAUCAUCAUCAAAUGAAGUGAAUAAUAACAAUAAUAGUGAUAAUUAUAAUUCAACAAACAGUAAUAAAAAUACUAAUCGAUCUCGUGAAUUGAUGCCAAAAGAUUCAACGAUAAUCAUCAAUAAUAAUAAUAAUAAUAAUAACAACAACAAUAACAACAUGUCAUCAAUCAUGGGCCAUAAUGAUAAUGAUAAUGAUGAUCAUGGGCCAACAAUGGCACAGAUUCUUAUCCAAACGGGUAAUUUUCAAAAAUUUUUGGAAAAAGCAAAAGAAGAUUUUGAAAGAAAAUGGAACCAACAGGGUUCAAAUACGGCAUCAUUAGAGGAUUAUGAACGUAUAAAAACAUUGGGCACCGGUUCAUUUGGCCGUGUAAUGCUUGUACAACGAAAAUCUGGUCCAGAUGCUGGGAAACAUUUUGCCAUGAAAAUUCUUGAUAAACAAAAAGUGGUCAGAUUGAAACAAGUGGAACAUACAUUGAAUGAGAAAAAAAUAUUACAAGCUGUAGAUUUUCCAUUCUUAGUACAUCUUGAUGCUUCAUUCAAGGACAAUUCAUAUUUAUACAUGGUCUUGGAAUAUGUACCCGGUGGUGAAAUGUUUUCCCAUCUAAGAAAGACGGGAAGAUUUAGCGAACAAAUGGCUCGAUUUUAUGCCGCACAGAUAGUGUUAGCAUUUGAAUAUCUUCAUUAUCUCGAUCUCAUAUAUCGUGAUUUAAAACCAGAAAAUCUAUUAAUCGAUUCACAAGGUUAUAUUAAGGUCACAGAUUUUGGUUUCGCCAAACGAGUCAAAGGUCGUACAUGGACGUUAUGUGGUACGCCCGAAUAUUUAGCACCAGAAAUUAUUCUAAGCAAAGGUUAUAACAAAGCAGUCGAUUGGUGGGCACUUGGCGUAUUAAUCUAUGAAAUGGCCGCCGGUUAUCCACCAUUCUAUGCUGAUCAACCGAUACAAAUUUAUGAAAAAAUUGUGAGCGGAAAAGUACGAUUUCCAUCACAUUUUAGUGUUGAAUUGAAAGAAUUGUUAAGAAAUUUAUUGCAAGUUGAUCUUACAAAACGAUACGGAAAUUUGAAAAAUGGUGUCAAUGAUAUUAAAAAUCAUCGUUGGUUUUCAUCCACAGAAUGGAUUGCCAUAUACCAGAAAAAGGUUGAAGCACCAUUUUUACCUAAAUGUAAAGGACCAGGCGAUACAAGUAAUUUUGAUGAUUAUGAAGAAGAAGCAUUACGAAUAUCUAGUACAGAAAAAUGUGCGAAAGAAUUUGCCGAUUUUUAGCGAUAAAAUAAAUAAAUAAAAUAAAAUAUAUAUGACAACAACAACAAAACAAAACAAAACAAACAAACAAACAAACAAACAUCAUCAUCGUUGUAUUCACAAUCAAAUCAGUCAGCCAAUAAACAAUUGAUGAGUCACAUACUAUCAUACACACACACACACACACACACACACACACACAAAAAGGUGACAUUGAAAAACCAUUUAAAAACAAAUCAAUUUCAAUUUCAAUUUUGUGUCGAUCCAAAUUCAUCACCAUUCGUUCUUUCAUAAUCAUCAACAUCAUCAUCAUCAUCAUCAUCAAUCAUUUGUCACCAGCAUCUGCAUUU
Messenger RNA from Dermatophagoides farinae (American house dust mite), 1603 nucleotides. NCBI's taxonomy places the organism in Eukaryota, Metazoa, Arthropoda, Arachnida, Sarcoptiformes, Pyroglyphidae. The record is from RefSeq and is a predicted model, not a curated record.